This is a messenger RNA of Aedes albopictus (Asian tiger mosquito), 518 nucleotides long. It is a transcript of the gene mRpL55, whose product is annotated as large ribosomal subunit protein mL55. Bases 105 to 467 code for a protein of 120 amino acids. NCBI's taxonomy places the organism in Eukaryota, Metazoa, Arthropoda, Insecta, Diptera, Culicidae. Gene Ontology annotation, cellular component: mitochondrial large ribosomal subunit. The record is from RefSeq and is a predicted model, not a curated record. The transcript is spliced from 2 exons. Gene Ontology annotation, biological process: translation. Gene Ontology annotation, molecular function: structural constituent of ribosome.
AGCAACUGUCAACUGUUUGUUUUGGUUGUUGCACAAGCGGUCUUAUCCGGUCGCGGAUUCCUGUUAUCAAAAAUUCCAAAUUCAACCAAAAAUCCGUAAGUAAAAUGCUUACUGCAUCGUCACCGAUGGUGGCCCUUUUGGCCCGCCAAACCGCAACCAUCAGCAGCGAGGUGGUGCUAAGGCGUUCCCUCUCAUCAAACACGGCCUCCAUCGUCAAGGUGCACCGCAGUGUUUACGCAAGAAGGUACCCCACGAUGGUGGUCCUGCCGGACGGGGCCACGACCAACAUCAACUACCACGAACCGCGGCGGAUCGUCAAGCUUCCCUUGGACUUGAGUCUCCUAUCGGAAUCGGAGCGGAAGGCGCGCCUGGAGAAACGUAAGCCCAAGCGGGUGAUUCACGUGGAAGACGAAGUUGAGGACAACUUCAACGCCAGGAAGUAUGCUAACUUUAUUAGAAAGAAGUAGGGAAGGGGCGGAGCCGUUGUAAAAUAUAGUUUGUUUCGGAUCAGUUAAAAA